UGAGAUGUAAUUUUAAAGACAAAUGUGUGAGAGUUUUGAUCACCUCAUUUAAAAAAUAGAAAUUGCACUCCAGCAGGAAUGCAUCCUUUUUUGGAAUGACAGAUACGUUUGAAACAGCCUUAAAGCUUUAUUAUCCCUCCUUGUUAACUAUGAAAAUGUGGCUACUCAUGAAAUCAACUAUGAUGCAGAUGGAAAGAGAGGUGGAAGAGUUAAAAGCUGAAAAGGUGAUUAAAAGAAGAGAAAGAAAGAAAAAAAGAUGACAGAGGAAAAAAAAGGAAGUGGGUGCGGAAAAGUCCCAACCAUUUACCUUAACCAUACACAGCGCUUCCUUCAGUCCUCCCUCCCUCUCCCGCUCAGCUCUUCCCCCUCCCCUCCCAUGGAUGGUGUAGCUCUCUCGCAGUCUGGUGGAGCUGCUCACAAGGAUAAGAGGGUUGCUGUGAGUGUCUGCUGCAGGAGAAACAGCCAGCUGGACAGGCAGAGAUUCAAGAACAUUUUCUUUGAGAGAAGCUUUGCUGCUGUGGAUAGUGGUUCUGAUUUACCUCAACGCCACUCCUGCAUCACCCCCAACGCUCAACAGCUGCCUCCACCUGAGGAAGAAGACAGUCAAGCCGGGGGACUCUAUAUCCUGGACUUCCAACACGGGGAGCCAUGUGAGCAGCACCCCAACUUCACUCUGAACUCCCCUUGACAGUCUUCCCUCUGAGCUGGGGAGUGAAACUAGGAUUUUGUUUCUCCCCUCCUCUCCCUGGAAACGGGACUUUCAGGGACUGUGUGGAGGAUCUCUCCAGGCUUGGGGCACCACAUUGGAGGACACUCAUCUCAGGGUCGGGCUGUGAGUGCCCCCUGGUCUGGAGGCCAGCCAGCAGCACUCCAGCACCAUGGAUUACCUGUUUGGGAUUGUAGUGCUGCUUUGUGGGGCAGCCCAGCCAGGAAGGGGAGCCGAGCCCAAGCACAAUGUACCCAGACUAAAGCUGUCAUUCAAGGAGAUGCUAGAUUCUAGUAACCUCGUCACUUUCAACGGCUUAGCCAACAGUUCGAGCUACGACACCUUUCUGUUGGACGAAGAGCGAGGGAGACUACUGGUCGGAGCAGAGGACCAUAUCUUCUCAUUUGACCUUGUCAAUAUCAACAGAGACCAUAAACAGAUUGCGUGGCCUGCCACCCCUUCAAAAAGGGAUGAAUGCAAGUGGGCAGGGAAAGACCUAGGGAAAGAGUGCUCUAACUUUGUUCGGGUUCUUCAACCAUACAACCAAACCCACAUGUACAUCUGUGGAACAGGAGCCUUCCAUCCGAUCUGCGCUUUUCUGGAAAUGGGCAAGAAGUCAGAGGACAACAUCUUUCGCCUGGCCUCACAAUUCGAGAAUGGCCGCGGGAAAAGCCCCUACGACCCCAAAAUGCUGUCAGCCUCAAUUUUGAUUGAUGGAGAGCUGUACUCUGGCACAUCUGCUGAUUUCAUGGGGAGAGACUUUGCCAUUUUCCGUACGCUGGGGGACCAUCAUCCAAUCAGAACGGAGCAGCAUGAUUCAAGAUGGCUAAAUGACCCCAGGUUCAUAGGCGUCCACUUGAUCCCGGAGAGUGACAACCCUGAGGACGACAAGAUAUUCUUGUUUUUCAAAGAGAACGCCAUGGAUGGAGAGCACACCGGGAAGGCUACCAUUGCCAGGAUAGCACAACUGUGUAAGAAUGACAUGGGUGGUCACAGGAGCCUUGUAAACAAGUGGACCACUUUUCUCAAAGCGCGGCUUGUGUGUUCUGUUCCCGGGGUCAACGGCAUUGACACACACUUUGAUGAGCUGCAGGACGUGUUUCUCAUGAGCUCCAAGGACCCGAAGAAUCCAGUGAUCUACGCUGUGUUCACCACAUCCAGUAACAUAUUCAAAGGCUCAGCAGUCUGUAUGUACAACAUGGCCGACAUCAGAAGGGUAUUUCUGGGACCCUACGCCCACAGAGAUGGACCCAACUACCAGUGGGUGCCCUUCCAGGGAAGAGUCCCCUACCCUCGUCCAGGCACUUGCCCCAGCAAGACAUUUGGAGGCUUUGACUCCACCAAAGACCUUCCUGACGACGUUAUCACCUUUGCGAGGGGCCACCCUGCCAUGUACAACCCAGUACACCCAAUAGGGGGCCAACCCAUCAUGGUGCGGACAGAUGUGGACUACCAGUUCACUCAGCUGGUCGUGGACAGAGUGGAGGCGGAGGACGGGCAGUAUGAUGUCAUGUUCAUAGGCACAGACAUGGGAACGGUCCUGAAGGUGGUGACAAUCCCCAGAGAGAGCUGGCAUGACCUAGAGGAAGUGGUGCUGGAGGAAAUGACCGUCUUUAGGGAGCCUACACCCAUAACUGCCAUGGAACUGUCCACAAAACAGCAACAGCUGUACCUUGGCUCAGCCCUGGGUGUAUCGCAGAUGUCUUUACACCGUUGUGAGGUGUACGGGAAGGCCUGCGCCGAGUGCUGCCUGGCCAGAGAUCCUUACUGCGCUUGGGACGGGGCCGAGUGCUCGAGAUACUUUCCAACAGCCAAGAGGAGAACCCGGAGACAGGACAUCCGAAAUGGAGACCCUCUGUCUCAGUGCUCAGACCUCCAGCAUCACGACGACGUGGACGGCUUGGGAGGCAGCGUGGAGGACAGAAGUGUGUUCGGUGUGGAGAACAGCAGUAUGUUCCUGGAGUGCAGCCCUAAGUCUCAGAGAGCGCUCAUCUACUGGCAGCUGCAGAGGCCCAACGAUGACCGCAAAGAAGAGAUCAAGCUGGACGAGCGAGUUCUGCGCACAGACCAGGGCCUGCUGAUCCGCAGCCUGACCCAGUCCGAUGCGGGUGUGUACCACUGCCAUGCCAUUGAACACGGCUUCAUUCAGCCCCUGCUGCGCCUCAGCCUUCAGAUCAUUCCCACUCAGAAGCUGGCUGACAUCUUACCUGGACUUCCCGGGGCAGCAGGAGGAGGCUCGGGUCACUCACCCAAGCACAGGGUGUGGUACCGGGACUUCCUGUCUCUCCUCGACCAUCCGGAGUUGAACAGCGUGGAGGAGUUUUGCGACAGAGUUUGGAAAAAGGAGCGAAAACAAAAGAGGGUGAAGACUUCCAACGGCAACAACCAGAGCAAACCCGACAGCGCCAGCCGGCCGAGAGCGUUGGCCCCUACUGCUCAGAAGCAGCAAAGCGGUCCGCCUCCUGGCAAGCAGUGGCCUCAGGCUGGAGCUCAAACAGCUGGAGGCUCGACACGCAUCCAGAACACUCAAAAAGGUCAAGAAAACCCAGGUAUGUUGAACACCCAAGCCUUGAAGAACAAUCAGAAAACGCAAAACCUUCCAAAGGGUCAGGGCACCGUGGCGGGCUCUCAGGCUGCAGGAGGAUCGCGGGUGAACAGCCAGCACACAGCCAAGUGGAGACGGAUGCAGGACAAUAAGAAGGGACGCAACAGGAGGACCCAUGAGCUCCAAAGGCCCCCGCGAAGCGUUUGAGGAAAAAGCACGCAGAUAGAUGGACAUCUGCAGUCAGAAACACAUGCAAGCACAAUGCCAUGCAUCCACACAAGCACAUCAACAAGUCUGGUAGGCUGUAAUUCCAGUGACCUCUCCAUAACAACCAAAACAAAGCAUCCAGCAACGGUCUAGUGCAGAAAACAUAUGAGACAAAAAAAUAAAAACAUUGAAACCCAAAUGCACAUCAUGGACAAAAAGACUGAAACAUUGGAGUGGAUUCUGUAAAUGUGUGAGUACAUCGCUGGUUGCCUGGGAUGCUGCCUGGAAGACACUUCCUGUACAUAAGCUACCAAAACAAAAAAGACUUGGCAGAGGGGCGGAAGUGUUUGUUUCUCAGCAAAAAGGACUUAUAAUGCUGAAAGGACAUGUUGCAGAUCUUUCCUCCUUGACCUGAGCAUGUGAACGUCUGCACAAGGAAAAAGAAGAAAAAAAAACUCUGAUUUUCAAGAACAUAAAGCGAUUUCAUCUGUAAAGAUGCAAAAGUGGUGCCCUGAAGGGACGGAACAGAAGGGACACAGUCACCCCAACAUGUGCACAACUCGCUUCAGUGGCCACCAUGCUGUUUUCAAACAAACAUGAGCAUUACAACAUAAAAAAAAAAAAAAAAAAAGUGCUCCAUCUCAACCCUCUCCACCGAAACUGGGAAAGCAUUGUGCAUGUCAAUCAAUGUUUCAAUAAGCUACUUAUGGAGAUUCUUUUAAACACUCUAUCCUUUGUUUUUUUUUUUCUUCAUUUUAUAAAAAGUAUAUUUACUUUUCUCUAUAAAACAAGUCCUUUAUUUUGGGUGCAAAAACUGCAGGCUUCAUAGUUGCCUUCUUUGUGCACAAUUCCCUCUCCUGUUGAGGUCUCUGUGUAACUUAUUGUGUGCUUUUUAUUUCUAGGAUUUGCCUCAGAUCCUGGUGUUAGCCUAUGCUAAACAGUCUCACUUAGGACUGUCAGUUGUGUACAUAUAUACAUCAACCCUAACUCUCUGUGUAUAUAGAGUACAUAAACAGUACAAGAACACCACUUGAUUAUUAUUUAUUGCAUCGUUUUGUGAAAGGGUUGCAUUUAUUUUUGAUAUUUUGCUUUUUUUUGGCUCAUCAGAAGCAUUGGAGCUGCAAAAACACAUUGAUGGAUCAACUGCCUUCAACUUUUGAGGCCACAUCCACUUCAUUUUUGACAAUAAGCACAAUUUUUUUUGUCUUUUUUUUUGCCUUCUGCAAAUUUAACACAUCUUCUUCUCAUGACCCACCCAAAUAGUUUUUAUCCAGUAGCAAUUAUGUAAAUCAGACUUUCCCCCGCACUCUUAAUCGGAAAAACAUUAGUUGUGAACCUGUAGGAAAAUAGUGGAGAAAAAUGUUCCAUCUGAGAGGACACCUUAUACUGCAUGUGAAUGCUUUUCUAUUGUCUUUUUACGUGUUUUGUGUGAGAGGUGAAAUCCCCUUAAUUAAACAAACGUUUUUAAAAAAAAAAAAAAAAACGAAAAAACUUUUUCUUUUCUUCCCUCUUUUUUGUCAAAAGCAGUCGUGUAACCAACAUGUUACUCUGGCCAAAGCUGUUUUGAGAUCCAUGCUGUCUGAUUCAAGCCCUUUUAUGUGUCCCUGCUCCUCAGUACAUGACUGGUAAUCCCUAAAAUGCAAUACAUUAGAGCAGAAAGUGUUCGAUACCAUGAGGUUUGUCUUUCCUUCAAAGUGAGAAAUAUGAGAGCUGAGAGUUACGGAUGCUGUAACACAGUUCUUUCUGGCAUGCAUUCAGUUGUCUAAAUAAACAUCUCUGUUACAAAAAAAGCAA
Messenger RNA from Oryzias latipes (Japanese medaka), 5252 nucleotides. It is a transcript of the gene sema3aa, whose product is annotated as sema domain, immunoglobulin domain (Ig), short basic domain, secreted, (semaphorin) 3Aa. Gene Ontology annotation, biological process: semaphorin-plexin signaling pathway; positive regulation of cell migration; neural crest cell migration. The record is from RefSeq and is a predicted model, not a curated record. NCBI's taxonomy places the organism in Eukaryota, Metazoa, Chordata, Actinopteri, Beloniformes, Adrianichthyidae. Gene Ontology annotation, cellular component: plasma membrane; axon; glutamatergic synapse. Gene Ontology annotation, molecular function: neuropilin binding; semaphorin receptor binding; chemorepellent activity.